UUCCCCCUUUCCUUCCUUCACUUCUUCUCUGCGUUCAAGUCAAGUGCAAACGCUAAAAGCUAUGUCCGCCAUAGCCAGAGGCUUGGCCUCUCGCCUCCGCCUUCUCUCCUCCAUUUCUACUACUAACACUUUCUUAAUCCGGCGAUUCAGCGCCGCUGAGGCCUUGGUCGACGGCGGCGAUGGUGAGAUCAACACUCAUCGGAUCAUCGAAGCGAAGGCGGGCGUCAUGACUCCCAAUUCGAGGCGGACGGGGCUGGUCGGCGUCAAAUGCGGCAUGACGGCUCUCUGGGACAAGUGGGGCGAGAGAAUUCCCAUCUCCAUCGUUUUCGUGGACGACAACAUCGUUUCUCAGGUUAAGACUCCCGAGAAGGAGGGAAUCACUGCCUUGCAGAUUGGUUGUGGACAGAAGAAGGAGAAACACUUGAGGAAACCGGAAGUGGGUCAUUUCAGAGCUCAAGGUGUUCCCAUGAAAAGGAAAUUGAGGGAAUUCCCUGUUACUGAAGACGCGCUUCUUCCUGUUGGUACUUCAUUAGGUGUUCGACAUUUUGUACCUGGUCAAUACGUUGAUGUCAUCGGAAUUACCAAGGGCAAAGGUUUUCAGGGUGUGAUGAAAAAAUACGGAUUUGGAGGAGGACCAGCUUCUCACGGUGCGUCACUAUCCCAUCGGAGUCCUGGUUCUACGGGUCAGAGGGAUGCUCCUGGAAAGGUUUUCAAAGGGAAAAAGAUGCCUGGACGCAUGGGCGGGAAUCAAAGAACGGUUAAAAAUGUUUGGGUUUACAAGAUUGAUCCAGCGAGGAAUAUGUUGUGGUUGAAAGGCCAGGUCCCUGGUGCCCAAGGAAACUUUGUAUUCAUAAAAGAUUCUGUUUUUAAGAAACCAGACAUAUCACUGCUUCCAUUCCCCACGUACUUUCCUGAAGAGGACGAGGACCCAACGGAGUUGGAACCCCUGGUUGCCGAUCUUGGGGAAGUAGAUCCAUUCAUGGUAGCAGCAGAUUAGUAGGACCUAAAAUGGAAAACCUUAGAAUUAGUCCAGUUUUGCCAGUUUGGUUUUGCACUUUUGCUUCCAGGCAUGGCUUUUUUACGCGCGAGAAAUCGUUUGGCAGCUGUGUGUGAGAGGAGCCACAUGAGGAAAGGCAGUUGAUGACAUUCUUUAUUUACGAUUUUUAUAUGGAAAGGCAGCUGGAGAAGCGUGUAAUCUUACUAUUCAGUUUUAUCAUCCACAAUCUCAUUGUCCAAACAAUAAAUUUAAGACAGUAGACGUCUUGGAUUUUGGUCUGUUGAUAAGACCUUUUUGUGGAAUUUCUUGCCCAAACUUGAUGCUUUGCCAUAUCAA
Molecule: messenger RNA, 1333 nt
Organism: Morus notabilis
Lineage: Eukaryota; Viridiplantae; Streptophyta; Magnoliopsida; Rosales; Moraceae
Product: 50S ribosomal protein L3-2, chloroplastic
Exons: 5
Coding region: 62-997 (311 amino acids)
Biological process (GO): translation
Cellular component (GO): mitochondrial large ribosomal subunit; ribosome
Molecular function (GO): structural constituent of ribosome
Source: RefSeq, a predicted model, not a curated record